AUUUUUGCCUUAUAGUUUCAUUUUAAAGUAUAUUAUCUAAAAAUGUAUGAUAAGCUGACUUAAACGUAAUAUAUGAUCUAGCAGUCCAGAGAAAAUGUGCAUACUUUGGUUGGUGGCCAAUUAAAUGAACACUAAAUUUCGGGGAUUGGGACUGGGGACCUCUAGUUUUAAAUCCUAACUACGCCCCUGGAAAAGCAGCGUUUCUUCUUUUUCAUCCCCUCCCUCUCUUUAGGACCAUGUAGCACCUCACUGAUCCCUCGGGGCCUUGACGUCAGUGUUGUAUACGGUGGAGAUCUCCUGUGCGCGGCAGUGGUGGAGCUCACAGGCGCAGCGUCCGAGCAGCGCGCAACGCAGGGCGGCUGCGGCGUGCGACAACUCUCCGCUCAGACCUCCCCGCCUUCGCUGACUGUCACAUAUCCACACACCAUCUGGAAGGGAUACACCAACACAAACCCACCCAUUAGCAUCCUCCUGCCCCGCCAUGUCGUCCGCUGUCACCGAGACGGAGGAGUCGGCGCGCAGCUCCCCGCUGACGCCGCUGAAGCUGGUCGGGCUGGUGUGCGUGUUCCUGGCGCUCUGCCUGGAUGUGGGAGCCGUGAUGAGCCCGGCGUGGGUGACUGCCGACGACCAGUACUACCUGUCCCUGUGGGAGUCCUGCUGGAAGCCUGUGAGCACCGAGGACUGGCAGUGCAGCAGCACCUUGGGCUCAGACUGGCAGGUUGCUACGCUAGCCCUGUUGCUAGGGGGUGGAGCCCUGGUGCUGAUGUCAUUCCUGGUCGCCCUGGUUGCCGUGUGCAUUGGCACGAGACGGCGCUUCUACGCACCUGUCGCCUUCAUGCUCUUCGCUGCAGUUGUCCUCCAGGCCUGCAGCUUGGUCCUCUACCCCAUCAAGUUCAUCGAGAGCAUCAACCUGAGGAUCUACCACGAGUUCAACUGGGGCUACGGCCUGGCCUGGGGGGGGACCAUCUUCUCCUUCGGCGGGGGAAUCCUCUACUGCCUCAACCCCAAGAACUACGAGGAGUAUUACUAGCUCCGUUUCAGGCCGAGAACCCUUGAGUCAUCCGAUAAGAGAGGUAUUCUGGGGGUUUAGGGCUAUUUUAUUUUAAUGGCUCAAUUUCCAACAACUGUAGGGAUUACUUGAUAGUGGACAGAGCCAAUCGCCACAAGCUUCCCUGAAGGGGAUAUUCAUAGGGUGAAGCUGGUGGCCGGGGGAUUUCUUUUCUUGCCUCAGUCAACAGAAGUGUAAGCGCUGAGGUUGAUGGGUAUUUGAAUUUACAGCCCCAACAUCGGUUCUGGGGGUGGGGAGGAGUCUUAUUAGUUUAUUCCUGGGACUUGUGACACACCUGGGCAAACUGACAACCCUGCAGUAACAGCGGAUGGAGCUUUGCGUGACAAUGCCACCUUUCUUCUUUCUUCCCUGUGAACUGCACUGCAAGAACUGCUCUUAGUUUGUCACAAGGAACAACCCAUCUUAUCGACUCUGUAACUGAGGAAACAGGAUGUCAGACUGGGAGGCUUUUUCUGCACGUUAACGCACGCAUGCACAUGCAAAGGCUGUGUACCUUCACCUGUAAACAUCAAAUCCUCGGGUUGGACAUCUCUGAAAAUCCAAACUCUUGUCUCCUGCUUCACCGGAGCAUCAUCCUCAUCAUCGGUGCAUUGUGAAGAAGUCGUGGCAUUUUGUUUGUCAGACUCCUCUGGAGCUCUUAACUUUUCACAAGGACGUGGAAGAGGAUCAAGCGUUACUGUUGCGCUUCAUAACUUUUCAUAAGACAGAUUGAUUCCUGUGGGUGAAGGCAAGCUUGGGGGAACAAAAUAAAGACACCCGCUCAAUAUUCUGUUAUCGACCCACUUGUCUGUAACCACGGUGAGCCACAGGGUGUGCACAUGCAGCUGUCAUGAUUGAUUAGCCAUGGUCAGAGGUAUGAGACAGCACUGCGCUCAGCUGCCUCCGAGGGUCUGCUAAAUUUUCGAUUCCCAAUGAGGCGAGUUUCUCCACCAUGACGAACGAAGCAUCCUUCCUCAUCUCGUCCAGCUCCUCUGCUUUCUGUUUGUGGAAGGGAGUGUCAUCUUUGACCAGACAGAUACGGACUCUCAGUGGACAUCAGAAGUUUAGGAAAGUAACGAUCCACAGAAACACACUAGGGAACUGUGGCUUUACUCAACACUCUUUGGGGCAUUUAAACAGUUUAGUCUCAAAGUUAAAGGGGAAGUGUUACCUUCAGCUUUAAGAGGCUGACAUCUUGAGUUAAGGGAAACAUCCAAGCUCACUCCCUCUUUGCUAUAAACUGCCGUCCAUGGGUCUAAAGUCCAAUACUAGAAUGCAAUGAUAAUGCAUGUAAGACUGAUUACACAUUUCAGUAAAAAACACUGUUCAGUAUUGUAAAGGGAACAAUCAAGAUAGUCAGAUGUUAAGUUAAAACUCAUGGUAACAGGUAACAAUGGCCUAACCCCUAGUAUGAGAGGAAAAGCUUAAUUGUGUGCAUGUAAACAUUGCCACUGGAGAUGACUAUUUAUAAACCGGAUCAGUGUAUCUACUGAGAAGUUCAGGCCACAAUUCAUUAACAUCAAACCGCCGUCUCCUUGUCUACAGUAAAUGUCAGGGAUCAGCACUGCGCCCAGACUGAGCAGAUUGGUGAGAAAGCAAGUCUGGAAUACACGUGUUGGCACAGGGAAAGCAAAUGUCAAUAUCAACCAGUGUCAAAUGUCAGUGGGACACAUAAACUGGGAAAACGUGUCAAAUGGUAUCAUUCAUCACAGCUUUAACACCAUACAUAAAAAGAUCAUCUGAUUAUCAUGCUUUUGAAUUGAAACGCUUUUUUAUCUCGUUUCCAUCAAAACUCAAGUUGUGCAGAUGUUGAGGAUGUGCAAUGUCUGGUUGUGGUUGUGGAUACAGAAAGACACUUUCAAACUUCUGUACUGGUUUUAAAUAGUGGAUCAGACCAUAAAGCAGGUAAUAAUUCUAAAUUUGGCUUUGAUUAUGCAAAAAAACCCUUCAUGUUUCCUCUCUGCUGAAGUACAAAUUCAACUUCCUUAGUGUGCUGAAUUACUUUCCUCACCCUUUGACCUCCUCUCUCCCUUCAAAACACAUUCUGUACAUUUGAGAUGACACAGGCAGCGGUAUGCUAAAUAAGAUUUCUCUGGCUGACAUUUUGAAGAUAGAAGCGGCGGCUUCUCUGUGCUCUCUAUUGUCACAUAUUUACCACGGAGCUGUCGAGCAACCAUCAAGUAAAAAUAGGAUCCGGGCUGCCUCCCUCGCCGCCUUCUCAAAUUGUCGAGCCGUGCAUCCGCCUCACGAUUCACGCAGCUGACAGAAGUCCAUUUAUGUUAUAUUAACUGACAUGAUGAUGUUUACCACAGAAGAUAAGAGAGAUUUCCUGUGUUGUUGAUGCAGAUCAGCUGUUUGUAUUUUGCAGCCCUGCCUGUCACUUCAACUAAAGUGCUUUUAAAACCAUCUUAUUGGAAGUUAACAACUGAGAUCACUAUGACUGGAGUUAUCAGAUAACGCUUCGGAUAUCAGCCUGCAAAUCACAGUGCGAGUCAUAACAACUUUGUGUUUAAGUUGGACUUUGAAAUAAAAUGACAUUGUUAUCGGGGUUCUGGAUAUGAAUGUGUGAAAGAUGGUUAUCAAUGAGUAAGAGUAGUGACAGCAAAAUUAGCCUGUCAAGUAGUUAAGGGAGCAGAAACUAGCUAAGGCAGAGCCAAAUUACAACAUCUACAAAGUCUAUCUAUGCUUUAUGCAUAUUAUAAUAAACAGUUCCUGCUUGGGUACAACACAUUGGAGUAAUUGAGAAAACAUUCAGUGAAGCUUUUGUCUAUAUAACCUCUGAAGAAGACUUUGUAAUCCCUUAAAUUUGUGUACUUUCCCCUUGUUAGGUCAUUGGUACCCUGAGUGUACAAAAAAACAUUGUAAUUUGCAGGCUGUCAUGUAAAUCAUCUCUUCAGAGUAACCUUGUGAGAAGGAUGUAGUGGAGGCUGAAGCCACUUAAUCUCACUUUACAAGCCUUUUCAGGCCGACAUAAACCUCAUGUUGUAAAUCCACAAUGUAAAUUAUAUUAAGUAGUAUUGAACUGAUGGAUGUAUUCUGAAAGCAGGGUCUUCUGAGGGGCAAAACUAUCCUUAAAGUCAAUGCUUUUACGAGGAUUUGUUUUACUUACAGCUCUCACUAUUACAGCCAUUAUUCCAUUAGUCACAGCGGCUCUGUGGGUCAGCGUUCUCUUUCUAGCAUGUGACCCAGCUCAUGGGUAUUUCAUCAGUCUGAAAGAUGUCACAGCUUCAUCGUGUUCAGUGGUGGGGCUCCAGUUAAUCAGUGUUUAGCUUCGUCAGGUCACCACAUUUUCUGUUGGGUCACUGACGAAGCUUUUUUUUAUCACCUGACUCGGUGUGUUGUUCCUUCCAUGCGUGCAGAGUGAAACAGAAGUCCCAACAUAAUGAGGAAGUGCCGAAGUAGAGAUCAUCACCACCAGUAUGAUAUUUGAUAUGACCACUACUGUAUUUAAUACUGUAUGAUCACAGCUUAGUGAAGGUGUUUUUGCUACCUAGAAACGUCUCUGUGCUUUGGUGGUGUAGAGGAGCCGUAGGUAUAAACUCUGUAACAGACCUGGGUUAAAAAUACGAAGGAAUAACUCCCAACACACCAUUAAAUAAAAGUGAAAGGACUAAAAUAACAAUUGAAAUACAUGAAUACAGAUGAACUACCAAAAGCAACUUGCAAGCUAAAUCCCCUCUAGUUUGAAAUCUUCAUUUCUUCAGGUAUUUUAAAAUAAUGCAGCUGCUGUUAUUACUGAAUCUUUUCACCAUGAUUCCUUCUGCAUUUUCAAAAGUAUAGUGCAGCAAACAAAUGUUGUUUGACUGCUCAUCGCUGCUUCCUUCAGGAGCCAGCAGAUGCACUUAAAGUUGUUUUGAUUUCUUAAUUGGGAGCGGAAAUUAAUGUCGCGUCAAUCGCAAUUAACGGCCUCUGAUUCUGAAUGACAAUGCAAAUAUGUUUGCACCAGUUUCUCAAAUGACCUACAUGCUUUGAUUUUUAAUGAAGCACUUUAAUGUGCCUCUGAGUAAAUCAUUUUAUUUGUGUGAGGCCCCUCGGUGCUUUAUAUCUUCGGGGACCUACGUGAGCUUGACGACAUGCUUGGUAAAAAAACUGCCCUUUAAUAUUAUAAUUAUCACUUGUGGCCCCAGGGUGUCUGACCCAUGCUAAUUCCUUGUAUGUUUUAGCUCAGGUCUGAGUCGUAUUUAUUAGCAUUUAUUUGGUUAUUCAUUUACUGAUGAAAAGUAGAGGCUCGUAAACAGAGACGGCUCUGUUUUAUGCAUCAGCUCCCAGUAGGCUGGAGAGAAACACUGUCUAAUGAUGUGCAUAGGGAU
Molecule: messenger RNA, 5358 nt
Organism: Labrus mixtus (cuckoo wrasse)
Lineage: Eukaryota; Metazoa; Chordata; Actinopteri; Labriformes; Labridae
Product: transmembrane protein 47-like
Exons: 3
Coding region: 482-1030 (182 amino acids)
Biological process (GO): cell-cell adhesion
Cellular component (GO): cell-cell junction; membrane
Source: RefSeq, a predicted model, not a curated record